Scophthalmus maximus (turbot) is the source of this 4785-nucleotide messenger RNA. It is a transcript of the gene calcrl2, whose product is annotated as calcitonin receptor-like 2. Lineage: Eukaryota; Metazoa; Chordata; Actinopteri; Pleuronectiformes; Scophthalmidae. Gene Ontology annotation, cellular component: plasma membrane. Gene Ontology annotation, biological process: angiogenesis; cell surface receptor signaling pathway; adenylate cyclase-activating G protein-coupled receptor signaling pathway. The coding region runs from base 109 to 1695 and encodes 528 amino acids. The record is from RefSeq and is a predicted model, not a curated record. The transcript has 13 exons. Gene Ontology annotation, molecular function: adrenomedullin receptor activity; calcitonin receptor activity; calcitonin gene-related peptide receptor activity.
GCUGUUUGGUGUCAUGCCCGGCUUUACUGCUGUUGCUGAGUGGUCGGGCUUUCGUCAGUUUUGACAGAGGGGCAGCAUGAGACACUUCUCUGCGCGGAUCAUGCAAGCAUGGGAAUAUUUGGAGGGAAAGUCCAUUUGACAGCUCACUCGCAGAAAAGAGACAUGUGGAGGACUCUCACACUUUCGCUGACAGUUGCACUGGUGAUGGGCACAGAGGAUGACGUCACGACCCAGGUGUCCCAGUCCGAGCACGUGGGGCUCGGGGCGGCCGCUGAAAAAGCAGUGCACGGGCAGCAGGAGAAUUUCAGCGACACAUCCACUGUGCUGGGGAAGUCCCAGCACCAGAUCCUGGCCGCGCAGUACGAGUGUUACCUGAAGAUCAUCUACGAUCCGCCACGUGCAGAAGAAGGCAAUUACUGUAACCGUACGUGGGACGGCUGGCUGUGCUGGGGGGAUUCGGCCCCGGGGACCGCCAUGCAGAUGUGUCCUGAGUACUUUCAAGACUUUGACCCAACUGAGAAGGUCACCAAAGUGUGCAAUGCCGAUGGCCAGUGGUUCCAUCACCCAGAGAGCAACCGAGUUUGGACGAACUACACCCAGUGUCAGGCCUACACCAAAGACAAGCUCAAGUUUGCCAUCAGUCUCUACUACCUGGCCAUGGUGGGCCAUGGUCUGUCCAUCGUCUCCCUCAUCAUCUGUCUGAUCAUCUUCUCCUACUUCAAGAGUCUCAGCUGCCAGAGAAUCUCCCUCCACAAGAACAUGUUUCUCUCCUUCAUCUUGAACUCCAUCGUCACCAUGAUAUGGCUCUCGCUCACCGCGGCCAACAACCAAGCCUCUAACGCCAGCAACCCCGUGAGCUGUAAGGUCCUGGCUGUGCUGACGCAGUACGCGUCUACUUCCAAUUACUUCUGGAUGCUGUGUGAAGGCAUCUACCUCCACACGCUCAUCAUAGUGGCCGUGUUUGUCGGGGAGCAGCAGCUCUUCUGGUACUACGUCCUGGGAUGGGGUUUUCCCAUUGUUCCCGCCGUAACGUAUGCUGUGGCUCGUGGGCUCUACUUCAAUGACAAGUGUUGGAUCAGCUCACACACUCAGCUGCUCUACAUCAUCCAUGGGCCCAUUCAGGCCGCGCUGUUUGUGAACUUUUUGUUCCUCCUCAACAUCAUCCGAGUUCUGAUCACCAAGCUGAAGGAGACCCACUGCGCUGAGUCCACAGCCUACAUGAAGGCGGUCAGAGCCACCCUCAUCCUCAUCCCGCUGCUGGGAGUCCAGUACAUCCUGUACCCCCGGAUGCCAGAGGGACGCAUCAACUGUGCCAUCUAUGAAUUCUUUAUAAAUAUCUUCAGCCACUUCCAGGGACUCCUGGUGGCAAUUAUAUUCUGUUUCUGCAAUGCGGAGGCCCAGGGAGCGCUGCGGAGGAAGUGGGCUCAGCGGAGGUUCGCCUGGGGCAAAGCCGGCUGGGGAGACGCGCCCACUUCCAACAACCACUUCAACUACCACACCAACUCCUCCAUCACGGAAACGAGCCGCGCCACCAUCAACCUGGAGCAGCCUGCCGCCGCGCCCUCGCAGCAGACGGACAACAGCUUCUCCCUGUCCGAGGUGCAGCCGAAAGCCAACGGGCAGAGGAAGAACGCCAACACUUGCAGCAACGGGGAGGUGGACAUGCUCAACAACCUGGAGACCACCGACAUCUGACAUCGGGGGCAACGCGCGGGGGUGGCGCCGGAAGACUGACGUCGCAGGAAACAAGAGAGGCUUGCGGGUUUUAUUUUCAAAAUAAAGGUUAGCAGAUCGGUGGGUGUAUGUCUGGACAAAAUUUCUGAAGAGCACUUGUGGUGUUAACACACACAUACACACAUUUUUACAGUCUCCAGUUUUUGGACUUGCGAGAACUGAUGAAUGAAUCCAUUUAUAUCAUGGUGUCCUUCUAUAAUCCUAGUAUAAUAAUGUGGUCUGUUGCUGGAUUUAAGUCAAUUUAUGUAUUUACAGUAAAUUCCUUUUUUCUGCUAGUUUUUUUUUUUUUAUAACAGAAUGGAGAAUCCUGCCGUCUUUAUGCAUGUGAAAUUCCGUUGCCUUAUGAAGCCUCUGAAGGCUUCACCCAUACGCCACCGUGACCAAUGAAUGUCAUGGCCCCCUCUGACGUUAUCACACGCACACUUUCACAGGCCGCUAUCCAAGAAAGAUAAUCAUCAUCAUCUUUGGUCAGUGGAAAGCCAGCGAACCCCUAUUUCAGCAAUUUUUUUCAGAGAAUUAAAAAACCACAGCACACUGGGGGAAUCCCUGUGGGAACUGGGUGGAACACAACGAAAGCAACACAGUAUUAGUUUCCCGAUCCAUAUUUUCUGCUGACAUGAAAUACUUUCUGCUACAAACAGUGUGUAACAGAAAAACCAAGUUACCACGGCAGCUUAGGCAAAAGAGCCCGACUUACUACAGUGGGAUAACACUAAAUACUGAAUCUGUUCAAUAAAACCAAGCGCGAGGAGAUGAGGCAAGGAGAUGCAAGUGUGAGAAAGUGUGAGGCUUGUUAGGCUCAGGUUGUUAGACCUGUUAGGAGAGGAGAUACUUUCAGAAGAGGUGAGUCAUCAAGAGAUUCUUGAAUAGAGGGGGACGCGGAGCGCUGCUCUGACAGCAUUUGGCAGCUGGUUCCACCGUUACAGACCCCACUCCUCGGCGGAACCGAGGGGCCUCAAAGGAGCGUAAGCCCGUAUGAUUGAGUUCCGGAGGAUGGGCGCAGACGCAAUUGUCUCUCUGCAGGCAAGCGUAAGUGCUCGGAGUUUGAUGCGGGCCGGCCGUGAGUAGCCAGCGGAGGCGGACGGGUGGUUGGAGGGAACGCGAGGCGGGAAAGGACGGGCAUCGUUGGGCGCUGCCUGUGCAGCAGUGACGUCGGAAAGCCAUCAGAGCGAACAAUCGGACAAGAGAAGGGGGUGUAUGUUGCAGGGAGAUGGGACCCCAGCACCAAGCCCGAGGGCCCCUACCCCUGUAGGGAGGCGAUCUGACAUGGACGUUUUGUCCUUGCUGCAAGAAUCUUAAAAUACGUGUGGUGGGAUCCAAACCAAAAAUAUGCACUUUGCCUGAGAUGCAAAUAUCAGAGGGUACAGGCAGCCGGUUGCGGGGGUCUACACCUGUUGAAGGCUGCCGAGAACCGUCGUUUCAGUUGUCCGGCCGCUCUUGUGGCAUGGCUGAUUAGGAUCCUGGAGGUUGCUCCGCGAGAGCCUUAGAUAAUAACGGGAGGAACAAGACCCACUGAUCGUCCUUCACUUGAGCAAGGGCCAAGGCCUUUUUGAGCAGAGGUGUUUACCGAAGCCUGUCAACAUACCGCAGGAAAAAAUGCUCCCAAAGCCGGCGAAGCGUUUAUCAGAAGUGUGACUGCUGGCCCAAUGUUUUGAAACCUUGUCCUCAGUAAGAAGUGAGUGAGGGGAGAGCUUUGCCCUUGACUUGGGGGAGACGGAGAAGUACAUGUAGUAGGACUCCUACGUGUUAGGCUUCAUGGGGCCGUUCAGUUGGAGGCGGUGGAUGAUUGGGUCAUUUUAAAACCCUAUCCCCAUCUAUUUGGUGACGUAACCAUAGCUCUGCAAUUAAAAGAUAUUCAGUUAGUUCAGCGAGAUGUUCCAUAUAACAAGAUUAGACAGCAGCUAUAUCAUUAAUGCUCAAGGUAGCUACUUGAGCAGAGCAGGAGUAACUGUUGUCCUGCGGCCGGGUUAAGGUUUUAAAUUUAACUGUCACCUAUAUAGAAACAGAGAUACAAUUAUACAGGUGACGUCGGGGCUUUGAGUGUGAUAUGUAAAAAGUCGGAUCGAAGUUUAUUUUCUGAAACAAACUAGGGACAAAAGGGAGAAUCUUUCCUCCCCCUCGGUAUUCCGUGAAAAUUAUCCAAAGUAGUUUUGGGGGCUUUCAUGGCGCUUUAUGUUUUUUGGGUAAAUCAAAGCUUAAAAUGAAGGCAUCGCAACAUCUCUCUGACCGUUUCCUGGCCAACCUGAAAACGUUCAACCUUUUCUUUUUUGCUGUGACCGUUGUUCUUUGUCACUGUAAAGCGCUCACAUUGAAAAAUUCAUUUUCCAUAUUCUUUUGUUGUCGCACGUAAACGUUCAGUUUCCGGACGCCGGACAGAAGGGAAAUGUUCAGCGACACGUCAUCACUGUAGAACUUUACGACCGCCAUGGUUGCUUCGAGGAAUCCUCAGUGUGCGUCUGUCUAUUCACGGCCGAUAUACAGAACGUGAAAUGGUCUGUGUUGAAAGGGCUCCUAAAUUUGAAUGCUUUGUGCACAUAGCCUUGAGUAUCAGUGACAUUUUUUCCAAUGCACCAAACAUGCAGGUGAAGUAGUAAAAUCUAAGCCUGGUUUACUUCCUAGAUUGUGUUUCUUACAUUAAUGGUUUGACUCUUAAGCCGAACUUGACGUCGUGUGUGGAACUGAGCAUGCGAGCUUCUGUGUGCACUUGUGCUUUACACAAAAUGCCUCCAAUUUAAAUAGAAUUUGUGACACGUUCACUUCAGUUUUUCUAAGUUACAUUUAUCGUAAUAUAACAACAGACAACGGAUUUGCUUUAAUAUACUGAAAAUGUUUCUCUAAAAACAUUUUUCUCUUCAUUUUUUAUUUUAUUUUUCUAUGUUUUGUUCGCUGCACUGAAGUCAACAUAUAGGAAGGAGACAAUGUCAAGGAUUUGUCAUGUCUUCGUCAUGAUAAUGUACCUGUUGCUUUACAAAGUUCUAUAUUAUAACUGUUGUGGCUGUUUUACUGUUUCUAAUAGUUUGUAUAAUUGUUAAUAAAACACACGAAGCAAAA